Molecule: messenger RNA, 5165 nt
Organism: Dinoponera quadriceps
Lineage: Eukaryota; Metazoa; Arthropoda; Insecta; Hymenoptera; Formicidae
Exons: 18
Coding region: 1065-5165 (1366 amino acids)
Biological process (GO): synaptic vesicle maturation; synaptic vesicle priming; dense core granule priming
Cellular component (GO): plasma membrane; neuromuscular junction; presynaptic active zone cytoplasmic component
Molecular function (GO): calmodulin binding; syntaxin-1 binding; diacylglycerol binding
Source: RefSeq, a predicted model, not a curated record
UACGCGAUGAUACAGUGUGACGAUUAACGCGGCGGACGAACGUGCAAUCCGCCGGGCGGGCGGGCGAGAAGGAAGGAAAGAAGAAGAGAGACUCUUCGCGGUACAGUUACGGCUGCCGAUAGCGGGUCAAUCGGUGGUAAUAACGUGUAACACAGUCAUUUCUACGAUCGAUCGUCAUCGCGCGCGCCGGUAUAGAGGGGAACGCGGUGUAUGAGAAAGAGAGACAGAGAGAGAGAGCACAUAGGAACUCGUGUCACGUACGGUCAGCGGCCAGUGUACAUACGGAGAGGGUGGGCGGCGGGUGAGUCGAGGGGGUGAGAGAGGAGCGCGAAGGUAUAUCGGCCGAUUCAGAUAAGCCGUGUGGCGAUAAGGUACGGACGCUCCGUCGCGGCCGCGGUCAACCGGUGACAGACUGUAAACAGAGUUUUUGUGAAGAAGUAGAAAAAAAAAAGAGAAGAGGAGAAACAGAGAGGAGACGUCGGUCGCACGAGUCGAGCUUACCCCGCGAGCUUGCAAUUCGCGUAAACCGCGUGCGUCGCGACCACUCGACACGUAACGUGCACACACGCGCUCGCGCACAUACACACAUCGCAUUCACGCGUGUACACACGUAUAUAUCUAUCUAUAAUAUAUCUAUACGCGCAUGCAUGCAUAUACGUAUCUCGCGUUCGUAUAUUGUACGUGAUAGAGGCGCACAGUGAAAAUAAAGAGUAAAAAUAAAGAGGUGGAGAGAUAGAAUAAGGGAAGGGGGAGAAAGAGAGAUAUUGUUAUUUAUUCGACGCUCUGGGAAAGCGUCUUUCCCUCAAGCGUGAUUACAAGAUAGAAGAGGAGUAAAAGGAGAAAAAGAAAGGACUAUUAGUGUGGGAAUACAGGGGGUAGGAGCCUGUACGAACCUUGUAUACGAGAGAGAGAGAGAGAGAGGGAGGGAGUGUAUCUCCGAACCGACGUGUUUCACCGUGAGGCCACAUCGUCUUCAUACGGAUCUGCAUGCCACGUCGAGUGCCCCAUCGACCGAUUGAGGACAAUUCGAGAAAUUAAGCCGACCAACUGAGAACCCUCCGACCAUGUCGCUGCUCAGCGUAACGGUGAAGAAGGCGCGGUUCGUCUGCCAAGAUGCGGAACAAUUCAACUCCUACGUGACGUUGAAGCUGCAAAACGUGAAAUCGACGACAGUCACCGUGAAAGGGGCCAAUCCAUGCUGGGAGCAAGACUUCCUCUUCGAGACGAAUGACAUGAACGCCGGGCUCUUGGUGGAGGUAUGGUGCAAGGGAUUCUUGUGGGACCGCUUCCUGGGCUGCUACUAUAUCCCGCUGUCAGAGGUGUCCUAUAUGAACGAGGUAACGAGAAAUCAGUGCAACUUAAGUCGUACCGAGGUACAGCAACAAGCCGAAUCACACACAUCGUCCGACAUGCGUGACACCAACAGCAAUACACAGCAAGAUGUCACCGACACGGAGACCAAUGGGCAGUGGGUCGGCCUGGACUUGGAGCUGGACAUGAGAGGCGACGAACUAGUCGGCACGAAGAAGUCGUCGGGUCACUCCCUGCUGAUUGACUGCCGGCUGGAACUGCCGUACGGAAAGCGCGUACAACGAACUGGAUGGAAAGCCCUGCUAACGAGCGAAACAGCAAUGCAGUUGCGAGCAGCCCGGCCCAUGUGUGGCUCAGACCCCGAGAACACGGAGGCGGCCGAUCUGCAGAGGAAGCUGGAAAUGCUGAACAACAUGAUGGACCAGGAGGCGCGGGCCGAACAGGCACGAAGACAAAUAUUGUACAAUAUAGGCCACUCGGGAUACUCGGAGGACUCUGACUACACGUCGGACUUGAAUUAUCCAGUAGGUGGACAGGGCGCGAACAGCUCGGCCUCGCAGUUUCGCACGGCGGCCAACCAAUUGGCUACGCCUCAGAGAUCCCUCGAGACGUCGAGAGAAAACAGUUACGAGAGAGACGAUCAUCAGAUUCCAGUCACCGUCGGGGGACGGCUGGCGCCCGGUAAUUAUGGAAAUUACGGAAGCUCGGGCCACAGUCCGAGAUACGACGAGCCGUACCCCGAGGAAAGUCUACCGCAGAGGUACUCGCAGUCCCAGCACCCUUCAGAGUCUUCCGAGCCGCUCUUCUACAACAGCCGACCGAAGCAUUACAAGGAAUACAGACGACGGAAGCACACGUGGGAUUACGAGGACAGCCAAGACGGCUGGUACAGCGAGGGCUAUGACUAUUACGGCACGAGGGUCGAUGACACGAGGAUCUACAGCGACACCGAAUACUACACGAACAGUUCGAGCACGAGAAAACGGGGCGGAAAAGCUAUACCGUACAGAAGACCGUCUCUGGAAAGACAGAUGACCCUCUAUGACGAUCACUCGUAUUACGCUGACGGGUACAGCAGUGACGGAAGAGUGGGUAAAAUGAGCGCCACGUAUCCGGAAUGCGAGACGGAUAUUAGGUAUAACGAGUACUACGACACCAUAACGGGAUACGUCUAUCAGGACGAGAGAUACGGUCAAGACGACGAGGACAGGCAGUGGGAUAGCGGAGGGAAAUGGUACUCGGGAACGAGUACGUACUAUGAAAAUAAACGUAACAGAAAGACGCUUCCGCAACGGCCGGCCUCGAGUAUCGGGAUACACCGGCCGGACUACAGGCCCACCGUUACCCGACAGCGUAGCUACGAGUCCGAAGAGCUCGACUACAACGGGCACAGCGCUCGUCGCCGGAAGGUCCUGCAGCCGCAGCAACGUCCAAUGUCCCGGCAGGAGGGCACCGGUAAGAAACUACCUCCGACCCCGACCAAGCCGAGCAACGUGGUGAUCGGUCGUAAGCUCGCGUCUCUGCCCGCGACGCCGAGCAGACAACUGCCAAAGACCACCAGGACGCCCUCCGAGGAUAGCUACUACAAGUCCGACUACAAUGAGGACUACAAUUACGCUUACCGUAGUCAGGACAAUCUGCCGCAGGACACGUACACGGAGAACAUUUAUGGGCAACAAGGCACCGCCGUAAGCGGCGUCGAUCAGCCGAUGCAGCAGCAGCAACAGCACGCCACCAACAAGAUUCAUUAUCCCGAGGUUAAUCAGGAUAAUCAGUACGUGACGGAUUACACGGCUACCACGCAGGUCGAUGGUCAAUACAGUCAUUCGUACCCGGAGCAGCACGCGGAGCAAAACAGCUACGGGCAGCAGGCGUACACGCAGCAGAACUCGUACAAGGACGAGUACCAGCAGCAGCCGUACGCCCAGCAGAACACUCAGGCGUAUCAAGGAUCGUAUCAGGACACGACGUAUCCGACCGCCGCCAGCCAGGCGAACGAUCAAUACGCGGGGAAUCGGCCGAAGAGUCAGUACGACAAGCCGGACGGCAUGGUAAUCGAGGACAACUACCACGAGAUGGGCUUCAACCAGAACAACGUGCAAUACCAGCAGGAUUACAAGCAGAACGUUUAUCAAGAGCAAUACGAGGACUACGGCGCCGUCACCGUGCCGUCGAGCGUCUACGACCAGAACAACGUCGCGAACACCUACAAUCAGUACCAGCCGGAGCAGUACGACUCACAGUACAAUAUUAAUACGUCGAGCGAUUAUCAGAAGACUUAUCAAGAGACGUACAAUCAAGUGCCUGUUACGUCGCAGGAGGGUUAUCAGGAAUCCUAUACAAAGCAGCCGGAAAACUUCGUAGAUUAUCAAACUCCGUACGGUAAGCAGGAGGACGUACCUACGACGUACAAGAACAAUUAUCAGGAAUCUUAUCAGGAGUAUCAGGAGUCGUACGACGAGUACCAAGACUCUUAUCAAGGAUCUUUCGAGGAGCAACAGCGUUACAAGGACAGCCCGGCGACGACAACGGCCACCGUGACGGACAGGAGACAAAGCGAAGUGCCCGAGCUCUCCGUGACCACGCCUAAAGGUCAAACGAGAGCGAACGGCUAUCCGUCGAGCGAGUCGGAAUAUUUCUAUCAAUCACAAGAGAACGAAGACGCGUCGCCGUUGGCAUCUUCGAGAAGGAAGAAGCUCGGUAAACGCGAGGUCGGUCCGCUUCUCCAGCAGAACACGGACUCGCUCGAGUCACGGGAUGACGAGCUGAAGGACUCCUUCGACACGGCGGUGAGCUCGAUCAGCAGCAGUCAGCCGAAGAAAGGCUUCGCCGAGUACUCGAUGGCUGGCGAUGCGGCCACCACCUUGGUGGACUCGCCGCAGAACAUCUCUCAAAUCCCGCAGACCACCAUGGUCAAUCACGUGACGAUGGCCAACCAUGUGACCACCAGCAUGACCGUGACCGCGAUGGUGCACGCCACCACUAUCGCGAACGGCAAGCGACUGGCCAGAACGGAUUCCUACCAGCAGGACCUGGUCGAGGACGAGGAAUAUCCGGAGAUCAUUCCCAAGGAGCUGCAGCGCAAGGACUCGCAGCUGAGUCAACUGAGUCAGCACUCGUCGACGCAGAAGCCGAAGCUCACCAGAGGCGAUUCCUACGCUUCGGACAAUUUCCCCGAGGACUCGUACAGUCGUAGAGGAUCGUACACGCAAUUGAGCAGGAAGGACUCCUUCUCGUCGAGCACGCAGGACGGCUUCAAGCCGCCCUUGACCAGGACCGACUCGUAUCAGCAGAGGGAAUUACGAGCGGGCAAUUACGGGCAGAACUUCACGCCGCAGCCCAUCUCGCGGGCGGAGAGCUACCAGCGCGGUCACUUCAAGGAUCAGGAGUCGAUAGAUCAGAGCGACAUUGUCCUGAGCAACGCGGUGAACGGGGACUAUCAGAUGCGGGACGAGACUCUCGAGAGGUACGAGCGGGGUGAAGAAGCCUUGCUUCGUAACUCUCGAGAGGACUCACUGGUCGAACCGUUCAAGGAAACUCCGCCGUUGUCGCACAUCGACAGUCCGCGUGGGAGUAUAACGAAGCAGGCGUCCUUGGAGGAGAGCGUUCAGAUGGACACCCCGCCGCGGAGUCCGCCCGAGCCGACACCGGACGAGGAGCUCUUGAAGAUGGUCGGGGCGGCGCCGGUGCCGACGCAGCUGAAGGAACGUCCGGGGAUGACGGCGAGGCAACGCUGGCAUUGGGCGUACAAUCAGAUCAUGGGCAUGAAAGUGAGUACUUUAACUUUGUCAGUACCUCCUAUAAUCCCGUUCGAGCGAUACGCGAGUUUCCGCCAGUCACAGUACACGUUUUGA